Molecule: messenger RNA, 1644 nt
Organism: Girardinichthys multiradiatus
Lineage: Eukaryota; Metazoa; Chordata; Actinopteri; Cyprinodontiformes; Goodeidae
Gene: ddx49
Product: DEAD (Asp-Glu-Ala-Asp) box polypeptide 49
Exons: 13
Coding region: 149-1570 (473 amino acids)
Molecular function (GO): nucleic acid binding; RNA helicase activity; ATP binding
Source: RefSeq, a predicted model, not a curated record
AACACAGAAGAAGAAGAAGAAGAACAUCAUGGCUGCUGACUCCUAACACGAGGAUGUGUGACUUUACGCACAAAUAGAGUAUUUUAGCCUCGAUUAGCUGUCAGUAACGUUCAAUUGUUCUCUUUUUUUGUGUUCAUAUAAUUUGAAAAUGGGUGACCUGUCGUCCGUGGGUCUGUCAGACUGGCUGGUGAAGCAGUGUAAACAGCUGGGAAUCAACAAACCCACUCCAGUUCAGGAGAACUGCAUCCCAGCCAUCCUCGAAGGGCGUGACUGUAUGGGCUGCGCCAAGACUGGAAGUGGGAAGACGGCGGCGUUUGUGUUGCCUGUGCUGCAGAAACUGUCAGAGGACCCAUAUGGCAUCUUCUGCUUGGUGCUCACUCCUACCAGGGAGCUGGCCUAUCAGAUUGCAGAGCAGUUCAGAGUUCUGGGGAAGCCUCUGGGUCUGAGAGACUGCAUCGUCGUCGGUGGAAUGGACAUGGUGAGCCAGGCCAUGGAGCUGUCCAACCAGCCUCACGUGGUUGUCGCAACGCCGGGUCGGCUGGCUGAUCACGUCCGGAGCUCCAACACUUUCAACAUGAGCAAGAUCAAGUUCUUGAUUCUAGAUGAAGCAGACAGGCUGUUGGAGCAGGGUUGUACCGACUUCACCAAAGACCUGGAGGUGAUCCUGGGCAUCUUACCGGCCAAACGUCAGACGUUGCUGUUCAGCGCCACGCUCACUGACACUCUGCAGGAGCUGAAGAGCAUCGCCAUGAACAAGCCUUUCUUCUGGGAGAGCACGUCAGAAACGCGGACAGUGGAAGAGCUGGACCAGAGAUACAUCCUCACUCCAGAGAAGGUGAAGGACGCUUACUUGGUCCAUCUGAUCCAGACAUUCACAGACCAGCAUGACGACUGGUCCAUCAUCAUCUUCACCAACACGUGCAAGAGCUGCCAGAUUCUGACUAUGAUGCUGCAGGCAUUUAACUUCCCUACAAUCUCUCUGCACUCCAUGAUGAAACAGAAACAACGGUUCGCCAACCUUGCCAAAUUCAAGGCCAGUGUCUAUAAAAUCCUGAUUGCGACGGAUGUAGCUGCCAGGGGUUUGGAUAUUCCAACUGUGCAGGCUGUCAUUAACCAUAACACCCCCGGGGUUCCCAAGAUCUACAUCCACAGAGUCGGAAGAACAGCGAGAGCAGGGAGAAACGGAGUGUCUAUCACACUGGUGACACAGUACGACAUCCACCUGGUCCAUUCGAUCGAGGAGCAGACGAAGACGAAGCUGAUAGAAUAUCCCAUGGAGGAGAAAGAAGUCUUGAAGAUCCUAACACAGGUCAACGUGACCCGCCGUGAAUGUGAAAUUAGACUUGAAUCGACGGACUUUGACGAGAAAAAGGAGAUUAACAAGCGGAAACAGCUGAUCCUGGAGGGGAAGGACCCAGACCUGGAGGCCAAGAGGAAGGCUGAGCUGGAGAAGAUCAGGAGCCAGAAGAAGAAGUUUAAACAGAAAAUCCAAGAGAGCAUUCAGAGACAGAAACAUGGACAGCUGAAGAAGAAACAGACUAAGCACAAAAAGGCAGAGUUGACCGCUUGAUAAAAGCUGCCUGAUGUAUAUAAGUUUUAUUUCUGUAGAAUAUCUGGUGCAAAUAAACUUGAAGCUCAAAUCGA